This is a messenger RNA of Rhinichthys klamathensis goyatoka, 3088 nucleotides long. RefSeq names its product lin-54 DREAM MuvB core complex component (gene lin54). Gene Ontology annotation, cellular component: nucleus. Gene Ontology annotation, biological process: regulation of DNA-templated transcription. Bases 272 to 2662 code for a protein of 796 amino acids. NCBI's taxonomy places the organism in Eukaryota, Metazoa, Chordata, Actinopteri, Cypriniformes, Leuciscidae. The record is from RefSeq and is a predicted model, not a curated record. The transcript has 14 exons.
GCGAGGGGCGCGAGAAUAUGAUCGCGGCUAGUUGAGUUAGCCGCGCUGCUAACAGUGCAGUGUCAGCUGAUGCCCGUCCGCGUCACACUAACACACACACAGCUGGGGUCGCAAACGAUCGCUGGUUAAUCCCUGCUGGGCUUCUGAGUCAUCAAUAAAAUAUAGCCAAAGGUUACCGCACGCGUCGAAGCGUUGCAGGAGUUGAUAGUGGCUAACUGGUAGCAGUUGAGGCUACUAUACCUGACAUGUGUUUUGAGUAUCUUUGUGCACAAUGGAUGUGGUGUCACCUGAGCUCAACAGCCUCCUGCCUGAUGAGAUUAUGGACACGGAAGCUAUCGCAAUGGAAGAGGACCUUCCUGCCGAGCACCUCGCUCCUCCUCCUCAAUCUGAACCGGAGCCAGCGCAGGUUCCUAUGGAAACAGAGGUGCCUGAAAUCGUCAGCCUGUGUCCAGCCACCACGUCCAUGCAGAUGACCUCCACCUCCACUAAUGCUCAGUGUAGCACCAGCACGGGAACUCAACUCCUCCUCGCCUCCUCCGGCCUCAUGGCUGUCGCCACCACAACCCCUGCCAAAACCACCAGUCCUGCACUGACUCAAAGCCUCCCCAAAAUCUCCAGCGUUACUGUCCCAGCUAACCACCAGCUCAUCAUCAAUAAAGUGGCCAGCUCCCCCACUGCGGAUGGCAAGCCUCCAGGCGCUGCUGUGCUCAAGCCAGAGGGCCAGAAGCUCCUGGUUACUGGUCUCAGUAAAACAGGGCAGCCCAUUAUGUUGGCUCUGCCCCACACUUGGAGCAAGCCCGCCACUACCCAGGGCACAGGGGAUGGCAAGGCCCAGCCGACGCAGAUCAAGAUGGUGACGGCCGUAGGGAAGCCUGUGAUCGCUGUGAGCUCAGCCAGUCAGCUGAUGGGCUCCUCCACUACACUGCAGGCCCAGCAGCUGAAGACCCUUCAGAUCACAAAGAAACCACCAGUAUCUACGGCUGGACCAAUGAUAACAAAGCUCAUCAUCACAAAGGCCCUGAACAGUAAAGCCCUGACCAGCCCAGCUUCAGUGUCUCCUGUAGUGACUGGGCGAGUUCUUACCCAGAGUACCCCUGUGACACCUCCACGCACCAUCUCCAUUGGCGAGGCCAUCAGCACUGUGACACAGAAUACGUCUGGUAACAGCAAAGUCGCCAUCUCGCCUCUCAAGUCUCCCAGCAAGGUCUUGAAUCUUUCAAAUUUGACUGUGGUUUCGGUGGCCAGUCAGUCUCCAAACUCACCCCAGAAGUCUGUGACCCUGCCGCUCAAUGUGGCUCUAGGCCAGCAAAUCCUCACGGUUCAACAGUCAGCCACCACUAGUCCAGCUAAAGCAGGAACCAGCCAGUCCACCGCACAGGCUGCAAAGCCAAUGCAGACAGUUACAGUGGGAGGGAUGGGAACAUCCCAGUUUAAGACCAUCAUCCCCCUCACCACACCUCCCAACGUGCAGCAGAUCCAGGUGCCGGGCAGUCGCUUCCAUUACGUGCGGCUGGUAACGGCCACCACCGGCAGCGGCACGGCACAGACGGGCGCCAGCAUCAACACCAACCCCUCCAUCCAACCAGCCAAGUCUGUGAUGAUGAACGCUGCGGUACGGAUGUCUGUACCCAUCGUCUCGGCACAGACCGUCAAACAGGUUGUACCCAAACCCUUGACGUCAGCAGCUCAGGUGGUGACCACCAGUCAGACCCCCCAGCGUCUCAUCAUGCCAGCCACUCAUCUGCCACAGAUCCAGCCCAACCUCACCAACCUGCCGCCGGGCACUGUGCUCACGCCCGCCCACGGCUCUGGAAACAUGGGCUACGCUGUGUUGCCGGCCCCAUACGUUACGCAGAUCCCCCAGCCUGCGUUUGUGACUUUGACCAGCAGCUCCACCUUCUCAACAGCCACUCCCAUACAGACUCAAGCCAGGCUUUCACUCAACGGUUUAUCAACGUCAGAAGCAACCUCAAGGCCGAGGAAACCCUGCAACUGCACACGGUCACAGUGUCUGAAAUUGUAUUGUGAUUGCUUUGCCAAUGGGGAGUUCUGCAAUAACUGUAACUGUGUGAACUGCUUCAACAACCUUGAUCAUGAGAGUGAAAGACUGAAGGCCAUCAAGUCGUGUUUAGACAGAAACCCUGUGGCUUUCAAACCCAAGAUCGGUAAAGGCAAACAAGGAGAGUCGGACAGGAGACACAGCAAAGGCUGCAAUUGUAAGAAAUCUGGCUGUCUGAAAAACUACUGCGAGUGUUAUGAGGCAAAGAUCAUGUGUUCGUCCAUCUGCAAAUGUAUGGGCUGCAAGAACUUUGAGGAGAGUCCUGAGAGGAAGACGCUGAUGCACCUGGCCGACGCUGCAGAGGUGCGGGUCCAGCAGCAAACCGCAGCCAAAACCAAACUGUCCUCACAGAUCUCAGAUCUGCUCACCAGAACCACACCAGCCCUCACCAGUGGAGGCGGGAAGUUGCCGUACACAUUCGUAACAAAGGAAGUGGCGGAGGCGACGUGUGACUGUUUGCUGGAGCAAGCGGAGCAGGCGGAGCUGGCCAACCAGCCUCAGGCCGUGGCCGAGCGCCUCAUCCUGGAGGAGUUCGGGCGCUGCCUCAGGAGAAUCAUCAGUUUUGCUGGCAAAGCCAAGACGGACUGCCCCAUCAACUGCUAGACCCGGGCCUGGCAAAGCCAUGACUGAGAGCCCUUCAUCCCGCCCGCUUGGGUCCCACGGCCCGGUGCGCUGCCCAACCCAGAGUGGCGGUCCACUGAGGGCACUUCUGCCCGCCCCUCAAAUGGACUCACGGGGCUUCUAAUAAAGAGAGACCAAGCAGAACUUCCCAUUGGCCUCUGACAGAACAGAUGUAAUGUGUGUCCGUCGAGCCGGAGGACACACUAUAUUCAGUAGGAGGACUACAGUACUCGAGUGUAGCCCCUGCAAGAGGACUUGCACUGUUUGCUUUCCUGGAAGGGGAUUUGUUUUAGAACAAUCGAUACAAUUUUAAGGUAGUUUUGUUUUUGUUUGGCAACGUUUUCCACUUUUAAAUGUGUAAUCAUGCUAUUUGUUUGUCUUUUAAAACUGGAUUUUCAUAUAACCAUU